Messenger RNA from Candoia aspera, 2138 nucleotides. It is a transcript of the gene STRAP, whose product is annotated as serine/threonine kinase receptor associated protein. The transcript has 10 exons. Bases 172 to 1224 code for a protein of 350 amino acids. Gene Ontology annotation, cellular component: SMN complex. Gene Ontology annotation, biological process: spliceosomal snRNP assembly. Gene Ontology annotation, molecular function: RNA binding; protein binding. The record is from RefSeq and is a predicted model, not a curated record. Lineage: Eukaryota; Metazoa; Chordata; Lepidosauria; Squamata; Candoiidae.
UCUUUCCUCGCCCACCUCGCUUCCGGUCGCCGGUGCCGUCUGUCCCAUCGCCAGGAGCCAGGCCGUUCGCGUGGCCCUGGGCGAGCGGCGCCUUCCCGGCCGAGCCGACCCUCCCGCGCUCCCCCGUUCGUGGCUUCCCCCGCGGCUCGCUGCUCAACCCCGACUGCCACCAUGGCGAUGCGGCAGACCCCGCUGACGUGCUCCGGCCACACGCGGCCCGUGGUGGACCUGGCCUUCAGCGGCAUCACCCCCUACGGCUACUUCCUCAUCAGCGCCUGCAAGGAUGGUAAACCUAUGCUUCGGCAGGGUGACACAGGGGACUGGAUUGGAACAUUUCUUGGUCACAAAGGAGCAGUCUGGGGAGCCACUUUGAAUAAGGAUGCCACUAAAGCAGCUACAGCCGCUGCAGAUUUCACUGCCAAAGUGUGGGAUGGCGUUUCAGGAGACGAACUCAUCACCUUGGCUCACAAGCACAUUGUCAAAUCUGUGGACUUUACUCAGGACAGCAAUUACUUGUUGACAGGUGGACAAGAUAAAUUGUUACGUAUCUAUGAUUUAAGCAAGCCAGAGGCAGAACCUCAGGUGGUCAGCGGUCACACGUCUGGUAUUAAAAAGGCUCUGUGGAGCAGCGAUGAUACACAGAUCCUUUCAGCAGAUGACAAAACAGUCAGACUCUGGGACAGGAAUACAUUGACAGAAGUGAAAGCAAUCAACGUUGCCAUGUCCGUGAGUAGCAUGGAAUACGUGCCCGAAGGGGAGUUAAUAGUGAUCACCUAUGGCCGGAUCAUUGCCUUUCACAGUGCGGAAACUCUGGAGCAGAUUAAAUCCUUUGAAGCCCCUGCAACAAUCAAUUCUGCAUCCCUUCAUCCAGAGAAAGAAUGUCUAGUUGCAGGUGGUGAAGAUUUUAAACUUUAUAAGUAUGAUUAUAAUACCGGUGAAGAGCUAGAAUCUUACAAGGGGCACUUUGGGCCCAUUCACUGUGUCAGAUUUAGUCCAGAUGGAGAGUUGUAUGCUAGUGGCUCAGAGGAUGGAACGCUAAGGCUGUGGCAGACAACAGUAGGGAAAACAUAUGGUCUCUGGAAAUGUGUGAUUCCUGAAGAAGAAGGUGGAGAUCUGGCUAAGGCAAAAGUCAACCUUCCAGGAACUGCAGAGGAAGAAUUAGAAGACCUGGGCUCUGAAAAUUCAGACUCCAUCUAUAGCACAACUCCUGAAGUCAAGGCUUGAGUGUCACAGCCGUUAACGACAACACAUGAACUCGUUGAGACUCAAUCCAAAAAAAGAAAAAAGAAAAAAAAAGUCAUAUGCAGCAGCCUCCUGGGGUGCAAACUGUACCGAAGGCAAAUAUGGGACAGAAAUUGAUGAGAAUGCAUUGGAACAGGUUGUCAAGAAAGAGGAGUAGUGACUGAGACAAAAAGUAACGGUUUGGCUGUCUUCUAGCAUCACUGCCUAUUGUAAGUCUGAACAUAACCAGGAACCCGCAGUCCUGUUUCUCCAGUGUUGAUUAAUUGAUUGUAGUGUUUAUUAUUGAAGAGAAAUGUAAUGGCAUCUGGUAGAGUAUGCUCUCUGAAAGUGGGAAAAGGGACAAAAGACGGGGGGUCAUUUGGUUAAAUAAAAUAUUUGUGCUUUUGAGGUUUCUCCCCCACUUUUAUUGUAUACUGCUUCUGUUUCCAAUCAUCUACAUAACAUGCUUCUACAAUAGCACUCCUAGGAAAUGUUAUAAAGUAUACCAGGUAAUUCAUCUGUUUCUGAACAGUACUGAACAACUUGAGGCUUUCCUGGAAGAAAGGGAACUAAGAUUUGGGGGUGGUUUUUGCACAAUAGGUGGCUGAAUGCCCUGCUGCUUGAAGCUUGUAUUUGUUUUUCUCCAGUAAAUCUUUAUAUUCAAAAGCCUCUAAAAGUAACCUGUGGAGGAUCCAUGUAUUAAUUGCCUCUGGUUGAAAUUGUUCAUAUAAUUUCUGAAUUUACACCAUGUAAAAAAUGUAGAUACUUAGCCAUUGUAUUCCAUCUGGAUUUCUUUUAGAUGGGAUCAGCUAAGUAUUUCUAUAUAAUUUUUUAAAAUGUUUUCAAAAAUUGAACUUCAUGUAUACAUCAAAUUAUUCAUAUGCUGUAUAGGAAUAAAGUUGUGGUUUAAAGAGUCA